Pseudonaja textilis is the source of this 1007-nucleotide messenger RNA. NCBI's taxonomy places the organism in Eukaryota, Metazoa, Chordata, Lepidosauria, Squamata, Elapidae. The record is from RefSeq and is a predicted model, not a curated record.
AUGCACAUUCACCUCCCUGUUGCUGGGCUCGCAAAUGCCAGGCAAACCCCAGGAUUCCAUUAUGAUAUCAUCACAGAAGUUCCAAUUUCUUCAUGUGGCCUGAGUUCCAAAUUCAGAGCCACUUCCUGGACAGUACCAAGAAUCAAAGAAGGAACCUCAUCAAGGACAUCUGAAAUCCUACCCUGGCAGGUCAGCAUUCGAACCAAAGACAAGAUUAUCUGCAGAGGAGCAAUUCUGAGCAGUUGGUGGAUCCUGUCUACAGCUCACUGCUUCAUGGAGGACCUUUCUUUAGAUCAUCCCAUAGAGAUCAUCUUGCAUGGGAAGCCUUCAGAGAAAAAGAAGUUGGACAUGGUGAUAAUCCAUGAAGACUUCAACAGUACCAGCUUGAGAAACAACAUUGCUUUGAUCUUAUUGGAUUCUCCCAUCAGCUUCAGUGAAAAAACGACACCAAUUUGCUUGCCUUUGUUGCAGGACCUCAGCGUAUGGCAAGACUGCUGGGUUGCCACGUGGAAGACUGUAAUGGCUGAUGAUGUUGAGAAAUUAACCCACAUAUUAAUGAAGGUGGCUCUAAUUGACCGAGAUGUAUGUUCCAAGGAAAUCCAAGGGUUAAUCGGGAAUGUCUUCGGUGCUGUUUCUAAGGAAAACGUGGAGGAGAACUGUGAGAUGGAGAGUGGGAGUCCCCGGUUCUGUGAUUCUGGAAGCAACAUGAAAUGGUUUGUGGUUGGCAUAGCAAGCUGGGGAGGUAACUGUGACCCAGAGGGAAGCCUCACAAUCUACACUGCAGUCUUCAGCUACCUUGACUGGAUACAAAAGGCCACUGCACAAGAAGGAGAGCCCUUUAUUCCUGAAGGAGCAGAUGACAUUGGACCCUACACUCAAGUCUUUAUCCCAGAUUCUUUUUCCGGUUCUUCCCUCCUUUCAAUGACCUGCGCAAUUGCACCAGUUUUGUUUACACCAAACUCCUUUUUAUUAUAAAGUACAGAUAUUGUAUGUUGUUCUGCCCCCAA